AGACGGACGAUAACUCAUCAGUAGCUUAAUCCUCUGAAAGGCGAAAGUUGCGCAUUGUCUUAUUGUCAGAACUCUGAAAGGAAGGUGUGGCACAUCAAUUCGUGUGGUGCCCGGGAAUAUAAUUUAACUCUUUUCAGCGAUGUACUCUAAAAAUGCAGAACCACAUUUCGAAUGCCUUCCGUCUCAGGGCUGCUCUCAGUUCUGUUGUUGGUGCUGACGUUCCCGGGUCGGGGAGGCUCUUCUCCGCUCAAACCCAUCUGCGACAUCAACGUUCUGGACCGCUUCAUCAUGGAGGCCAGGGACACUGAGGCUGCCAUGCGAAGCUGUAAAGAGGGUUGUGGUCUGAUGGGAACGUAUGUCCUUCCGUUGGUGAGGGUCGACUUUAACGUUUGGGAGAGCAAAGAUACUCAGGAGCAGGCGAUGGAAGUUGAAACAGGCUUGAGUCUCUUGACUCAGACCGUAAGUGCUGUUAGACAGUCAGUGACCAACGUUCGUCUGCAGGACCUGCUGGACAACACAAUGAGCAACAUCCUCAGCGUCAGACGCAUUCUCCGCAGCCUACAAUUACGGGAACAAUCUCCCUCUGUCUCCAGAGGUCACACUGAGGCCGUGACACAGGAAGUUUCAACGCUGUCCGAGCUCCUGCAUGUUCACACGAACUUCUUGCGUGGAAAAGUCCGUCUCCUGGUCGUAGGAGCCCCAGUUUGUCAGAAGACCAGCAGCUGACUGGGACAUAGGAGGAAGGAUGUGGCACACAACAGCGUGAAGAGUCAAAAGGAAUAAACGGGACAAAUUAUAGACACUAUUUAAACUGCUCAACAAGCUCGAAGUAUAUGGAGAGCGUUACACAUCAACAGAGCGAGACAGUGAAAUUAGUAUGUUUCUCUAUAUUUAACAUUUGAUAUAAUUUAUGAAUUGCCUUUUUUUUAAACUCAUAUUUGUUUUUUUUUUCUAUGGGAUAUGUGAAUUGCUUUGUUUGUUUGCUCUGAGUAUGUUAUCGUGUUCUUGUUUAAGAACGGUUUGUGUCCUAUUUUUUUUUUUUUUUUGAAUGGAAUUCAUAUGUUUGUGAAAGGGCUUACCCUUUUUCCUCAUUCAACCUGCUUUUGGAACUGUACUUUUCACUGCUGGGAGCAAAGGUCUGUUUGUAGCAAAGCCAAGGGUUUUACCAGGAAAAACAGCUCCAGGCUAAAAGAGAGCUUCUGUUGAAUUAUGUUGCCAUCCUGAGGAUGAUCGCACUAAGAGACUAAAACCCGAAACAGGUUGAUCAGUGAAGUAUAAAGGGUAUUGUGAGGUCGUAUGUAGUGCGAGACAAUUAAUGAAACAGAAAAUGACAAUAUAUAUAUAUCAUAAAAUAAACCCAACAGA
Molecule: messenger RNA, 1365 nt
Organism: Chanos chanos (milkfish)
Lineage: Eukaryota; Metazoa; Chordata; Actinopteri; Gonorynchiformes; Chanidae
Gene: epob
Product: erythropoietin b
Exons: 5
Coding region: 172-726 (184 amino acids)
Biological process (GO): nucleate erythrocyte development
Cellular component (GO): extracellular region
Molecular function (GO): hormone activity; cytokine activity; erythropoietin receptor binding
Source: RefSeq, a predicted model, not a curated record